AUGGCAGACACAGCUCAAAGCGGUAUUUCUAUCGCCGAGCUGAAGGCGGAGAUAGAAAGAUUGAGUCGCGAGCUCGACCAAGCUAGUAGCGAAAAGAUCCAGUCGGCACAGCUGGGUCUGGUUCUCUUAGAGGAGAAGAGUGCGCUCCAGCAACGAUGCGACGAGCUGGAGAGCGUUUACGAGAACACAAAACACGAGUUGGAGAUCACACAGGAGGCUUUAAUGAAACUUGACACAUCGCAAAAAGAGACUACACAAAGUGGUAUAGAACAGGAAAAUGCUCUCCUUAAUGAGUCUGCGGCUAUAGAAAGUUCACUUACACUACAAAUAAUUGAGCUGGAAGGAGAAACAAAACAGUUACGUCACGAAUUGGAGCGUGUUAUCAGCGAAAGAGACAGACUAUUAGCAGAAAGUUCAGAGCUUGGGGCUGACAAGGCGACAAGGGAGUCGGAGCGAGCCGCCCUCAGGGCGGAACUGCGAGAGGCCAGACAAAGGGAGCAAAGACUACUUCUGGACAUCGGCGAUUUGGAAGAUGAGAACAUCUCGCUGCAGAAACAAGUCUCCGCCUUGCGAUCUUCACAGGUGGAAUUUGAAGGUCUGAAACAUGAAGUACGGCAAUUACGCGAAGAAGCGGAGAAUGCUCGUGCAGCGGCUGAAGAGAUGGCUGCGUUGCGGCGUAUUGCUGAACGACAACUUGCGGAGGCGCUGGAAGCCCUGCAAGCGGAAAGAGAAGCGAAAUUUGCCGCCAAAAAGGAGCUCGAUGCCCAUCUCAGCAGGGAAGCCGCCUACAACAUUACCAACUUGGCAUACAGUAUACGAGGUAUGCCGGAGGAUGGCGGCGACGAAGAGGGAGAAGCAGGUGGUUCCGAGGGUGCAGACCUCGGCGCCGACCACCACGCCGAUCUGUUCUCCGAAGUCCAUCUACACGAGAUAUCCCGCCUUGAGAAACAACUUGAACAGGCGCAUAACGAAAAUAGUCAGCUCUCGACAUCUCUACGCACAGCACAGACUACAGCAGAGAACGAAAGUGCCGCGGCCACAGCGCUAAGGAACGGUUUGGUCAGAUUGGCUUCUCGUCUGUCCGCGUUACGACACUUGCAUUCGGAUUGCGGACCGCUGGAGGAGGAAAAGAUAGAGGGCGGCGUAAGCGCUCGCGCAGCGAAAUGGUUGACCUGGUGGCGCGUGUCUGGCGGUGAGGUCAGUGCGCUGGCGGACACGCUCGCCGAGCUGCUCGCCGCGCAACCAGCGCCGCCUGGAUCACCGGCUGCUCUGCAGAGGCAGGCCCUCGCACAAUUGUCCGACCGCGUGGCUGAAGCGGAAUUACGUUGCACCGCUCUGCAAGUUGACGCCGAUCUUCUCAGAACUAUUGCUGGAGGUGCUGGUCGUGCCCUUGCAUCAGCGGCGCCGGCUUUAACGUCAGCGGCAGAGACUCUCGCGCAGCUGUACCACCACGUUUGUGCCGUCAACGGUACUCAACCCGAGCGAUUGUUGCUCGAGCAUGCUCACCAGACCGAUGGUGUCGGUGCAGAAGGGCGGGGUGUUGACGAAGAGGCCUUGGCUUUGGCUGCCGGAGAGUUAGAAGGUCUGAGAGCGGCUGGCAGUGUAGCCAGAUAUGCUGAUACACUGCUAGACCAACUUACACAUCUUCGUGCUGCCCUCGACACAGCGCUAGACUCGAGACAUAGACACCAGCCAGUUAUGGAAACUGAGGAGCGCGGAGCGGAACUGGCGGAUCUGCAAGAGCAAGUCAUCAAGCUCAAAUCUCUGUUGUCGACGAAGCGCGAACAAAUCGCAACGCUGCGCACGGUCCUCAAGUCGAACAAGAACACCGCGGAGGUGGCUCUGGCGAACCUCAAGUCCAAGUACGAGACCGAGAAGACGAUCGUCACGGAGACCAUGCUGAAGCUGAGGAACGAGCUGCGGCUGCUCAAGGAGGACGCCGCCACAUUCUCCAGUUUACGGGCUAUGUUCGCGGCUAGAUGCGAGGAAUAUGUGACUCAAGUUGACGAGUUACAACAAGCGCUCGCUAGUGCCGAAGAGGAGAAGAAGACCCUGAACCAGCUAUUGCGUCUCGCAGUGCAACAGAAGCUGUCCCUAACGCAAAGACUCGAAGAGUUGGAGGUUGACCGUGAAAUGCGCACGCGCCGCGUCCCCAAGGCGGGUGGUACUGCGCGCGCGCGCCCUAGAGAUUUCUAG
This is a messenger RNA of Leptosia nina, 2196 nucleotides long. The record is from the annotation of a GenBank genome assembly. NCBI's taxonomy places the organism in Eukaryota, Metazoa, Arthropoda, Insecta, Lepidoptera, Pieridae.